This is a messenger RNA of Cotesia congregata, 477 nucleotides long. The record is from the annotation of a GenBank genome assembly. Lineage: Eukaryota; Metazoa; Arthropoda; Insecta; Hymenoptera; Braconidae.
AUGUAUCUAAAGCUUUACACCUCAACCUUCAGAAAUCUAAUAAGGUCUCAAGAUGCAAUCGGGCAAAUCACAAUUGAUGCUCAAUUUUUUGCUGACUGGGUUUCUGACAAUGACCUUGACGUUAUUCUAAAUAAAACCAAAGCUAUGAUACUGGGUUCAAGUAAAAAUCUGAGGUUGAUCCAACAAGAGUUUUUGUCGCCUAUCAUUAUAAAUGGUGUAUUAUUGUUUAUUGGUAAACCGAGCUAUCUACGUGAGUUGUUUGUUGAUGAUGAUGAUAAUGUCAGACGUUCAGAUCGAUUAGCUGCUAAAAAGAACAAUGUUAUCUUUAGAAUACCAAGUUUCACGAUAAAUUAUGAGUAUUCUUUUGUUAUUACUGUGAUUCGCUUAUGGCAUGAGCUACCGUCUGACAUUGUAAAUGCGUCUAGUCUUGAAGGGAAGGGGGGGGGCAAAAUGGGCCCCUUAAGAAAAAAAUGUUGA